Messenger RNA from Arachis ipaensis, 1971 nucleotides. RefSeq names its product nucleolar protein 56. The record is from RefSeq and is a predicted model, not a curated record. NCBI's taxonomy places the organism in Eukaryota, Viridiplantae, Streptophyta, Magnoliopsida, Fabales, Fabaceae. Gene Ontology annotation, cellular component: box C/D methylation guide snoRNP complex; small-subunit processome. Gene Ontology annotation, molecular function: snoRNA binding.
UUCUCCACUAAAACCCUAGUCAGCAGCUAUCUUCAAAGUCGUCUUCCUCAGUAGUAGGGUUUCUUCCGUUCCUCUUUCUUUCUCCUUCUCCGCGUGUCUUUCAAUGGCGCUGUUCCUUCUCUACGAAUCCGCGUCGGGUUACGCGCUCUUCGAAGCUCAUGGCCUCGACGAAAUAGGGCAGAAUACUGAAGCGGUUCGGAACUCCGUUUCUGAUCUGAACCGGUUCGGGAAAGUGGUCAAGCUUCGUUCUUUCAACCCUUUUACUUCUGCACUCGAUGCCCUGAAACAGUGCAACGCCAUUUCUGAAGGCUUGCUGACCGAUGAGUUGAGAACUGUUUUGGAGACUAACUUACCUAAAGUCAAGGAAGGUAAGAAGUCAAAGUUUAGUUUAGGCGUGUCAGAUCCUAAGAUUGGUUCACAGAUAGCUGAAGUGACUAAAAUCCCUUGUCAAAGCAAUGAGUUUGUCAGUGAGCUGCUUCGUGGCGUGCGGCUCCACUUUGAUAAGUUUGUUGGUGAUCUCAAGACAGGAGAUUUGGAAAAGGCACAACUUGGUCUGGGGCAUAGUUAUAGUAGAGCAAAGGUGAAAUUCAAUGUUAAUCGAGUCGACAAUAUGGUCAUUCAAGCAAUCUUCCUUCUCGAUACACUUGAUAAGGAUAUCAAUUCAUUCUCAAUGAGAGUCAGAGAAUGGUACUCUUGGCAUUUCCCUGAAUUGGUGAAGAUUGUAAAUGAUAAUUAUCUGUAUGCAAAAGUUGCAAAGUUUAUUGAGGAUAAAGCAAAGUUGGCUGAGGACAAGAUUCCAGAGUUGACUGACAUUGUUGGAGAUGAAGAUAAAGCGAAGGAGAUUGUGGAAGCUGCCAAGGCCUCCAUGGGGCAGGAUUUGUCCCCAGUGGACUUGAUUAAUGUCCACCAAUUUGCACAGCGGGUAAUGGACCUAUCUGAGUACAGGCGGAAGCUGUAUGAUUACUUGGUUGCUAAAAUGAAUGACAUUGCACCAAAUUUGGCUUCUUUGAUUGGUGAAGUUGUUGGUGCACGUUUAAUUUCACAUGCUGGUAGUCUCACAAAUUUAGCCAAGUGUCCUUCUUCAACUCUUCAAAUUCUUGGUGCUGAGAAGGCAUUGUUCAGGGCUCUAAAGACAAGAGGAAACACUCCCAAAUAUGGUUUGAUAUUCCACUCCUCUUUCAUUGGUCGAGCAUCCGCUAAAAACAAGGGCCGAAUGGCUCGCUAUCUUGCAAAUAAAUGUUCUAUUGCAUCACGGAUUGACUGCUUUUCUGAAAGGGGAACUACUGCAUUUGGGGAGAAGCUUCGCGAGCAAGUUGAGGAGCGACUUGAUUUUUAUGACAAGGGAGUUGCCCCUCGUAAGAACAUAGAUGUUAUGAAGUCUGCCAUUGAAAGUGCUGAUAACAAAGAUAUGGAGAUGGAAACAGAAGAAGUGCCUGUCGAAGCUUCAGGCAAGAAAGCCAAGAAGAAGAAGCAAAAAGCUGCAGAUGAAGGUGAUGACAUGGCUGUAGAAACCACAAAUGGUGAUGCAUUGGAAGAUCAAAAAUCAGAAAAGAAGAAGAAAAAGAAAGAAAAGAGGAAAUUGGACCAAGAGGCUGAACAAAAUGUUAUCAAUGGUGUUGCCGAUGGAGAAGUUAAAAAGAAGAAAAAAAAGGAUAAAAAGGAUGAAAAUGGGGAAAUGGUGGAGGCUGCAAGUGAAACAAAGAAGAAGAAGAAAUCAAAAAGUUAAGAUGAUUGGUAAGCCAUGGAGGGCAAUUUUAACUGUUGAAAUCUUAUUUGUCAUGUUACUGUUUUUGGAGAAUGUUGAAUUUCAUUUGCUUAUAACUUAUGCCCUUUGGUGCCAUGUUUGGACUUGCCUUCUUGGUGUUGAUUAGCAUAGAAAAUUUUGUCCCACCAAUCUUUUAGCUUUGGCAUCAUUGUAGUAAUUGAAGUAUCUUCAUCAUAUAAUAGUUUUUACGUCAUCUUUCAAUUUUC